AUGGUUCGUCGUGCAGGAGACGCACAUACGCACGUCCCCGCCGGCCCCUUCACAGAUGAACUGGGCAUUACGGCAGAUCGCGGCCAGCCCACACAGCUGCGUUAUAAUGAUCAUCUCCCUCCUUCGGCUGCCUUUCUUAGUGGCAAUCCGUACCUUGAUCGUCCUCUACCGGUUCCACCCCUUCGACUUCGUAAAGUGAAGAUGCCGGCGCCGGAUCGACCCAACACAUCAGGUGGACCGAGUUCAACGAGUCAGGCGGAGGGCGGCUUCAACUUCGACAAGUACGACAAGCGAGUUUCCAGAGACGACUUCUAUCUGAACUCGCGGCCCGGUGCUGGGGCUGGGCUCCGGUCACACCAUGCGCCCUUUCGAGGCCAGUUACCAACUCCUGAAGCAAGUCCAAGGUCGAGGGCGGCCACUCAACCUAUCGUCCCAGUAAUCAGGGUGCCAACGCCUGAGUCCAUGGACGAAGUUGGUUCGGGUCCGAUUGGCAUGGCGCUGGGAAGUCCGACGCAUCAUCUACCGAGCUGGAAUUCUUGGGAUGAUACACAGCAGACCCUACGCCCUCAGGCUGCACCCGUCGUGCACCCCGCAUCUCCGUUGUCAAUGGCCAGCAGCGUGGACUCCUAUGACAUGCCGGUAGAAAAGAAACCAUCUAGUAAAUGGAGGCUUUUCGGCAUGUUUGGAAGGAAGCACGCGACUAAUAAUGCUCAGCCGGCCGUUUCCAUCUCGGAACCCAAUGCGCUGAAGGGUACUUAUCGACCGGAGCAAUUCUCGCCCCAACCGCAGCCGCAGGCGCAGGCGCAGGCGCAGCCAGCCCGAAGCAAUACUACGUCGACUCGGAAAACGCCGAAGUACAAACCCUUGGCUGUUCGAUCAAACACCAUGCCCUACGCCGACACCUUGUCUGCCUCAAAAUCGACGAAAGAUCGGGAAAAGGUGAACGGGAGUACGGACACGUUUGGAAACGGUAGUACAAGCAACUUUGGCAGUAUUCCAAUUGUACUCGACCCCAAUGCGAGUUCAACACCAUAUUCUUCUGGCCCAGGUCUAUUGAAUGUCGAGAUUCCCGAGACUACGAUGGAGAGAUACAGUGUAAUGUUUGGAAGUGUUUUGCAGAAGCAACCAGCUUCGUCAUUGUUGGCUCGACGGCAAGCCACGCUGGACAGGCUAAGGAGCAUAAGUGACGCGAGAGUCAAAGAAGAGGAGAUGACGCAUGUGGCGAGAUCCCGGAGGGCAACGUCACCACAGCCUACUACCAAGUCGCCAGCUUUCGCCUUGUUCCCUCCAACGCCGUCGGACAGACAAUCACAUCAUCAACCACGAUUGUCGAGGUCCUUUACGUCGCCUGCCCCGAUUCCUUCUCCACCGAGAGCCACAUUUGAUGGGCCCCCAAAUUCUCAUCUCAGGGACCAGGCGUCGACACUUGAUCCACACGGCAAAUUCACAAUCUCAACCAGAACCAAGACCAGGCCUCAACAUCAGCCGUCAAGUUUCGAUUUCGCACUGGAACAGUCCGGAACUAUAGUGGAGUCGCCAAUCGAUGCGGACGACGUCGAGGAACUAGAAGUGAUUAGAAGCCAAUCCAUACGGCAUAAGAUCCGGGAGCCGCAAUGGGAGAUGAUAAAUCCGGCACAACCCACGCCCUCAUCAACAUCUUCGUCGAGCAAGCGGUCUCCCUCUUCCGCAUCUUCGGCACAAACCCACCUCACCAAGCCAUCAUUGGAUAUGGACGACCUUGAAGGUGCGCAUAUGAAUCCCGUGGAAAUAUCGAUUGCUCGGCAAAUCUCUAUAUCCAGACAACAGAGACAGAUGCUCAAACCAUUGCAAACGAGCUUCAACUCCACCAGGAGACGGCAGAGCCCGGCAGGGGCAAGUCCAGUGCCUAUAAUAGCCAUGGGCAAGAAUGAGAGAUUGGCCGCGACCAAGAGCGCCACACCCACACUUGUGACACCGCGCGAACAUCUCAAUUUGCAACUUGCACAGAACCGGAAGAGUGAGUUGAUUAUUCUUGAGGGCUAA
Molecule: messenger RNA, 2022 nt
Organism: Pseudomassariella vexata
Lineage: Eukaryota; Fungi; Ascomycota; Sordariomycetes; Amphisphaeriales; Pseudomassariaceae
Exons: 2
Coding region: 1-2022 (673 amino acids)
Source: RefSeq, a predicted model, not a curated record